This is a messenger RNA of Oldenlandia corymbosa var. corymbosa, 2314 nucleotides long. The record is from the annotation of a GenBank genome assembly. NCBI's taxonomy places the organism in Eukaryota, Viridiplantae, Streptophyta, Magnoliopsida, Gentianales, Rubiaceae.
GUUACACCGGUAAUUUGGGACUGGUUCGUCGUGGAAAUGUUUGGGUUUUUGGAGGCCGGCCCAGCAUUUGGGGAAGUAGUGGCAGGCUAAGGCGAUAAAAGCUAAACCUAUGAGACUUCCGUCCCUGUUUCGCCUAUAUAUCAGAUGCUUUAAAAUUCCCUCCACAUCUCCUUCGAAUUUGGGGCUUUGUUUUUUUCAUUUGAAGUACUUCUAUUUUUCACUGCUAUAUCCUUAAUUCUGCGAAUCAAGGAUCUUGGGCUAAACAAUUCUCUAAUAAAUUCUCUUUCAUUUGUUCAAAUUGGGGCUUUUUUCCUUCUUCUGUUUGCUGGUACAAUUUCUUCACCAUGCAUAUACAAUUUUUAGCCCAAGAAUUAAUUGGAACGUUAAUCGAAGCAAUUAGGCCUAGAAUCCCUGUGUACCAAUUGAAUCAAAUAAAUCACCUUCGUUGGAUUCAUUUUGUUUGUUUUUCCCCGAUUGAAGCUGAGAACGUUGCAUUCUGGACUUGAACACUUCUCUAUAAAGGAUAAAAAGGUAAUGUUUUCUUUCUUUGAUUUGUGACUUCUUUUGCUGAUUGGUUUCCUUGGGUUACCUCUUCUGUUUGGCCUUCUUACUCGAAUUCCAGAUACAUCUGUUGAAUUAUUCUUAACCGAGAAGGAACAAUUAGGGCUAUGAAUUGACUUUUUCCUUCUUUUCUUCUGUUAUUAGUGAAACAAAAUUUAUUAUUUGAGUAAACCCAACAAAAAAAAAAAAAUUCCUUCUCUCUAGUUAGGUUUUAUGUAUUACUUUUUUCUCUCUCGUUAGGUUUAAUGUAUUUCUCUUUUUUCAUGUUUUUGUUGGUGGCGGUAUUUUUAGUUUGAUGAUGAAUACGCUAAGGAAGAAAAAGGAACCACCGCUUCUGUUUCACUGCUGGAGCUUGGAAGUUUGAUAAAGAAGACUUCUCUAAAACUUGAGAAUGAGAAGGCGAGGAACUGUUCCUUUGGACCUGAACGCUUUUCUAAAUCCCGUGGAAUGGUGAGAUCCAUGGAUUCCAUCUCCAGUGGAUUUAAGCUCAUUGUAGAAAUUGGCCGAAAGUUGAAAGUGGGUGUGAUCAGGUUACCUCCGAUACAAAGCUAUUCUGUCUGCAUUGGUGGAUACUUGUAUGGCCCUCCCAAGGUCCCUCUCGAGUCCCCUCCUCCAAAGUCCCUUCCCGAGGCCUCGAUUGGCCCCCCUAAAUUCGACAGACUGGAUUCAAUCCCCGGGGAAAGCACCGGAACCAUGGUUUUGGCCUUUAUUUUCGAGGGGGGAGUGAUCGUAGCUGCUGAGCAUCAACGUAGUUUAUUUAAAUGGUCUAUCCCAAAUGUUGUUGGACUCAAUUCUCAUGUGGUUGCCACUAUUUCUGGAGGAAGUGAAUUUUUGUUGAAAGAUCUGCAGAAGAAGUGCCGGCUACAUGAACCCGUGACGGGGAGAAGAACUUCUGUUGCAGAGGCAUCCGAGUGGCUGGGUGACACUCUGGCUUCUCAUGUAGAGAGGGGUUUGUCAGUGGGAGUAUUGAUUGCUGGGUGGGAGGAAACGGGUCCUAUCUUGUAUCAUGUAGACAGUGAAGAGAAAGUGCAGAAUUGUGAGGAGAUACGGGACUGUACCGGGAAGGUGCAUAAAGGUAGAAUAAUGGCCACUGGAGAUGGUGCUCAAUGUUGUCUGGGUCUCGGGGUGCCAGACGAUAUGUGCGUAGAUAAAGCUGCUUUUUAUGGAAAACAGAUGAUUUGUGCUGCUUCUUGGGCUUUAGUGAAUGGCACUCAGAGUGAGGCAACUCCGGAAUACUGUGACGUGGUCAGUGUUUACCACAUAGGGAGCACUGGGUGGAAGAAGCACAUGUCUGCUCAUGAUAUAGAAGACCAUCAAAAGAUGCACAUAAGAACGCACCCUGAUUACAUAUGGAAGGAGUGAUAUUGCAGCUUCUUCUUCACGUCUCUUUUCCUUGUACCAAACAAUGGUGGUAUAUAUGUGCCUUUGUCCAUCCAUCUCAGGGCUGUAUGCCCGGAUUGUAUAAGAGGAUUUCUGAUUAGCAACUAUGUACUUUGUUUUGAGGAUUUCCUGUGUGAAAGUGUGACAGCAUUGCGUCAUUUUCUUGGCGUAAUAGUGUGGUGUGUAUAAAACGUACUUGAUUUGGGGGUUUAUAUCCUUGGUUUUCCAAUUCUGUUCGUGGAUUAGGUUCUAAAUUGUGCAAGUUGUUUUCCCGUAACUAUUUUGGGCAUUGCACUUGGAUCGGUGCUUUUGAUUAUUUCAACUUUUCAAGUAGCCCUAUAAAAAAAAAUGUAUAGAGAUAGUGAAAUUCUUU